This is a messenger RNA of Yarrowia lipolytica CLIB122, 2259 nucleotides long. RefSeq lists its product as uncharacterized. The record is from RefSeq and is a predicted model, not a curated record. Lineage: Eukaryota; Fungi; Ascomycota; Dipodascomycetes; Dipodascales. Gene Ontology annotation, cellular component: Golgi apparatus. Gene Ontology annotation, molecular function: GDP phosphatase activity; UDP phosphatase activity. Gene Ontology annotation, biological process: UDP catabolic process.
AUGAGAGUUGAACAGCUGUGGAAACGCGACUCGGACGACGACUCGGAUGACGACGAUAAUACGGUGGUGCAGGGCCCUUCCACCGACGACAACGGAGUGCCCUACAACUACCUGACCAUCAUCGACGCCGGCUCCUCGGGGUCUCGAGUGCACAUUUUCAACUGGUUGAGCUCUCGAGAGGCUUCGUCGGGGGCGGAAAAAAGACAAGACACAAACGACAAGAACCGAAGCAAACAAAAGGGCGCCAAGGGCGGCGCGGAGCUGCAUCUGCUCAAGAUGCUGGAGGUGAAACAAGACCCUUCGUGGUACAAGAAGAUUGAUGGGGGCAUGGACUCGUACGUCAAGGACCCGACCAAGGUGGGCAAGAAGCAUCUCAAAAAGCUGCUGAAACACGCCGCCAAAGCCAUUCCGGACGACCAGAUCGCACGAACCCCCAUCUACGUGCAUGCCACGGGCGGAAUGCGCAACCUCGGCAAACAGGACCAACUAGCUAUCAUCGACAACGUGUGUGGAUACAUUUCGGACAAGUCCAACUUCUGGCUGCCCGAUUGCCGAACUCACGUGCGAGUCAUCGAGGGCGGAGAAGAGGGUCUGUACGGCUGGAUCGCCGCCAACUACCUGAUCGGAGCUCUGGAUGAUCCCUCAAACCACGACCACGGCAAGGACCACUCCACCUACGGCAUCCUGGACAUGGGAGGAGCGUCCAUGGAGGUGGCAUUCGAGCCCGUCAAGGGGUCGGGCGAGGGAGGAGCUGCCACCGACGAUACCUCCUACACUCUUCAUCUGGAGGGCAACUACGACAUUCACACCCAGAGCUUCCAGGGAUACGGCGUCAAAAUGGCCCAUCUGGCCUACCUGCAGGCCCUGGCGUCGCAAAGUGCCCAGGAGGGUGACAAGGACGUCAAGAUCGACGACCCCUGCGCCCCCAAGGGCUACCGACGAGACCUCAAGCUCGCCGACGGCACCAAAAUCGAAACCACCGGAUCCGGACUGGUCGAACAGUGCGAAAAGUUCCUCAAGGUGCUGGCAAAGGACCAGUGUCGAACAGCCACUGCCAGGUCACGUGAUCUUGACGGCGAGGAGCCGCCGCGGGGCUGUCUUUUGGACAAUUCGCCCCUGGACAAUCUUGACAUUCACCAUUUUAUUGGUGUUUCCAAGUACCAUGACAUUAUCACUUCUCCUGCUCUUGGUCUUGACGAUGGUUCCAAGUACGACCAUGACAAGUUCAAGCAUGCUGUGAACGACUUUUGUGAAGACGACUGGGACGAUAUUGUCGAGGAGCAUCACGAUGUGUCUGAGAAGCAUCUUUCCAAUCUGUGUUUCCGGGGAAAGUGGCUGGAUGCUGUUCUGGAGGAGGGCUUUGGUUUUGUGGGGUCUUCUGAGAAGAACGAGGACGAGGACGAGGACGAGGGCAACGGUGGCCAAGAGGACGUCAAGGAGGACGCCAAGGAGGUUGAGGAGGCUCCCAAGAAGCCUAAGCGACCCUCUCGGCCACCCUCGGCUAUUGUCGGGUUUGUAAAGGGGUCUGGUAACAAGAAGCCCGAAGACAAGGAGGAUGAUAAGGCGGUUGACGGGAAGAAGGAAGAGGAAGAGGACAAGGACGCCGAGGGCAAGACCAAACUGUCGUCAAUGUCCCAGGCUUCGGUAUCGCACAACGACAAGAUGGUGUACAAUUCUCUGGACAAGAUCAACAAUGUGAUGGUGCGAGAUACUCUUCUUGGAAGAGACACGACCUAUCUCGAUCCCUUCCAGUCUGCGGAUCUCAUCCAGGGCCGUCAGUACUCUUGGCCUCUGGGUCGGGCUGUUCUCUACGCCUCUGCCGAGAACCAGGAAAUGAACAUUGUGGGCUACGAAUACAACCACGAAACCGUGCCUGGAAAGGUGGAGAUCAACGGAGCCGAGCAGAACGUGGAGUGGAAGCGGCCUCAGUACAAGCGAGGAGAGGUACCUACCGACAACAAGACGGGGGACAAGGAAGGCUCGUCGGACUGGCACGAGAUUAUCGAGGACCAUGGAGGAGACCGAGUUUGGGGGUCGGUGGCGUUCCUGUUGAUUCUGGUGAUUGCUGUCUAUCUACUUCUUGGUAAGACCCGACGCCAGCUGAUUUUCCAGUCGGUGUCUUCUCGAAUCUGGAAGCGUCGAGGCGGUGGACCUGCUCGAGGCGGAGCUCGACAACCCUACCGACCGAUUGACGAGGACAUUGAGCUCGGUGAUGUCGAGACCGAGUUCGAGGUGCAUUCCGACGACGAGCGACUUUGA